AUGUCGAUAUUCGCGCAGGCCUUCCCGGUUGGUGGAGGCGCAGAAGCAGAAGAAGAAGAAGAAAGCUCGGUAUUCGGGGCCGCCCCCGUGCGCAUGCGUCUCAACAAGCCCGCCGCCAACCGCUUCAUCCUCGCACACAACAAGGUGCAGUUCGCGAAGCAGGCUGAGUCUGCGGCGCGGGCGAAGCUCAUCGCCGCCCAGCCCUUCGUCGGCGGCAAGCCCCUGAAACCAACAUUUGGAGAAGAAGAGGAGGAAGAAGAAGAACAAGGAUGGUGUGGUGAAGAAGAAGAUGAAGAAGAGGCGCCUGCGCCCAAGCCCAAGCCCAAGGCGAAGGCGGCGAGGGUGGCAGUGCGGCGGGGUCGGCUUUCAGCCCCGGCGGCCGCCGCCGUUCCGCCCGCGCCCCACCCCACUCCCAUCGCCCCCAAGCGAAUCGCCAAGCGUGCCAGUCUCGCCGCCGCUGCUGCGGUCGCCUCCCCUGUGGUGAAGCCGAAGCCAAAGAAGAAACAGCAGCAGCAGCAAACGGUGGUGUUCAUGGACGAAGAGGGGGCCGAGCACCAGUUUGAUGACUCCUCGAUGACGGUCGCCGUCGAGCCUCCCUCUCCGGCCAAACCCGCGAGCACCACCACCACGAAGAGGAAGACGGCCAAGGCCAAGGCCGCCGCUGCCGCCAAGCCGAAGCCCGCGCGACGGCGAGCUCCGCCCAAGCCCUUCGCCGACGUCCAGGAGGUCCUGCCACCGGCCGAUGACGCCGAUGAUGUCGACAGAGAGCUGGACGUAGGCGCUGGCGACACGAUGACGACCACCACCACCACCAAGACGACGACGACGAAGACGAAGACAGGGCCGCAGAAGCAAGUGCUGGUGCGACGGAGCCUGCGCAUUCUGAUGAAGGAGAACCCGCAGGUCAAGUCCCGCUUCGCCUCCCUCACACAGCCUCCCGCCAUGUGGACCGAGCACGGCCGGCGAGCGCGAGCGGAGAAGAGGGAAGGAGCAAACAAAGACAGCCGACACAAGAAACUCGAAGCUCUUCGUGCUGCAGCCCUUGCGCCCCAGCCGGUUCCACUGACGGUGCCGGGGCUACCAACGAAUUGGGUGUGCAACCUCAUCGUGCCCACUUUCCUCUGCCCGCCCUCGGCCAACGGCGGCGCUCCACCGACCCUCCGGCCGCCCGCACCUGGCGCCUCCACCCUCUUCGCCUCCCUCUUCAGCUGA
This is a messenger RNA of Acanthamoeba castellanii str. Neff, 1212 nucleotides long. RefSeq lists its product as uncharacterized. The transcript has 6 exons. The record is from RefSeq and is a predicted model, not a curated record. NCBI's taxonomy places the organism in Eukaryota, Discosea, Longamoebia, Acanthamoebidae. The coding region runs from base 1 to 1212 and encodes 403 amino acids.